GGCGAGGCGGUUCUUUAGUUUAGAAUUUGUGUCCGAUAGCAGAGGAUUGUUCUUUUCCAGUGAUUUUCGCACUAAAAUUGAAGCUCCAAAAAUCUAGGUCAAGAUUCUUUUUUGCAAUUGUCAAGAAGAUUCGAUUUAGAAAAAUAUCACAAAAAAAAAAAAUUAUCAGCGAAAAAAAAAAAUUGAAAUCAAAUUAUUUGGUUUCAUAUAGGGAAAAAGGGGGAGAAAAAAAAAACAGUGAAGAUCGAUUACACCUUAAUAUCCAAAUACUUGAGGUAGGAAGUCCAUUUGGAAAUCAAAACCAAAUAUAAGGAACGAUAAAAAAAAAAGUUGACUAUGUAAAUCCAAUUUUUUUUUGGGUCGAAAAAAAAAAUUAUAAUCUCGUCUUUUUGGAAUAAGACGAUUUUUCAAGUUCACGCGCGAGUGAUUGAAAGCGAAUCUCACAAACUGGCUCCGGAAGUAAGGAUCAAGCAAAUUGGAAUGAGGGAGGACCUUUUGUCCAUUAUACGGCACACGAGUAGUGAUCAUUUUUCUGAAGAAUUGUAUCUCGAAGAAGUUAGCGAUCCUCAUCUGUGAUAAAUAUUCAGUGCCAUAAAAAAAAAAAGAAAGAAAGAAAAAGUAGAGGGCAAAAGGGUCAGAAAGUAUAUAUUUGAACAUCAGAUAAAUUUUUGAUUUUUUUCGUCUUUUUUUUUUUUCUUUUGUUAUUGUUUUGAGGGGAAAACGGAUUCGAAGAUUAAAGAAGAGCCGAUUAAUCGGCAUUUAAAUAAUUUUCCAUUAACGGGAAUGCCUUGGGUUGCUGCCUGUUUGGAUUUAUUGGCUGGACCCAUUUUGGGUUAUUGUGUUGCUGUUAGAAAAUUAGCAUUACAAGCAGGAAUCAUGCAGGAUGAUGAUGAUAAUGUUAUUGGUGAAAAUAUGAAAAAAAAUUCAACAAUCAUGGCACCUACAAUUGUUGAGGACAAAAUUAUUGAAGAAAUUAAUCAAGAGAAGCCAGUGAGAACUUCAGGGGUGACAAAACCACCUCGAAAAUUUGCUGGUGUUAUAAUUGCGUUUUGUGGUCUUCCAGCACGAGGAAAAAGUCAAAUUGCCCACUCUCUUACUCGAAGACUGAAUUGGAAUGGUGAAACUGCCAAAGUGAUGAGUGUAAGCAACUAUCGAAGAAAGAGACUUGAGCCUUAUGCGUCACAUGAGCUUUUCCGACCAGAUCAUGCUGCAAAUGUUGCCUUAAGAGCCCUGGCACAACGAGAUGCAAUGCAAGAUUGUGCUUCUUGGCUUGCAUCCGGAAAUUCUGUAGCUAUUUUGGAUGCAACACUAGUGACACACGAGCAACGCUCCGAGGUAUACGAUCAUUUUUCCUCACAACUUGGAUAUCGUGUUCUUUUCAUUGAAUGCAUUUGCGAUGAUUCAAUUGUCCUCGAGGAGAAUUAUAGACAAAUUCUUGAAUAUAGCGCUGAUUAUUGUGGCAUGAGUCCGGAGAAUGCGUUAAACGAUCUAAGUCUCAAAAUAGCGCACUAUAAAAUGGCCUAUAAACCAAUGGAAGAAAAGAAUUAUCCAAGAAUUAAAAUUGAUACUGCUACAAUGAAUAUCAGUACGCACAAGGUCACUGGCCAUGUUGAAACAAUGAUACUUGGUUAUUUGGGCAGUAUUCAUUUAAAGUCACACACAUUAUACUUCUCUCGACAUGGCGAGAGUGAGUACAAUGUUCUUGGAAAAAUAGGUGGUGAUGCUGUAUUAAGUGCACGUGGUGAACGUUACGCACAAGCAUUGGCUUCACAUAUUAAUGCAAUGCACAUACAGGAUCUUCGAGUUCUUACAAGUCGUCUUCGAAGAACAAUAGCAACAGCCAGAGGAAUUGAAGCACCACAGGAGCAUGUAGCUGCAUUAAAUGAAUUAAAUGCCGGUGUUUGUGAAGGACUAUCAUAUGAAGAAAUGCAAGAACAAUAUCCACAGGAAUUUGCAUGGCGAGAUCAAGAUAAACUUCGAUAUCGUUAUCCAUGGGGUGAGAGUUAUGUGGAUACAAUGCUGCGUGUUGAGCCUGUUAUUGCUGAAUUACAAGAGGCAAAUAAUGUUUUAUUAAUAUCACAUCAGGCAAUUUUACGUUGUAUUAUUGGCUAUUUUAUGGAUAAAACACCAGAAGAAUUGCCUUAUAUGGAAGUACCAUUGCACACAAUUAUUCGAAUGUCGAGCCAAGGGUAUAAUUAUAAACUCGAAUUUAUUAAACUUCCAAUUGAAUGCGUCAAUACCACGCGUAUGAAGCCUAAAAAUUGCAAUGCCAAUAGAACAUCUGAUGAUGCUUUACUAACUGUUCCAGCUCAUUAUGAUAUUCCAGAUCCCUGGAGAAAUCCCGGCAGUGGUCCCACUCUCGUUCAGCAGCAUUAAUUUGUUUCUUUUUUUUUCGAAAAAGAAUUGAAAAAUUCAAUGAUUUUUAUAAUUUACAUUAUAAUUAUUCGAUUUCAACUUUCUAGGAUUUUCAACCUUUUUUUUAUUAAAAAAGAAAAAAAAAUUCAAAAUCCAUAAUCAUAAUAUAACUCAAAUAAUCUUGAAAUAUUUUUGAAAUAAUUUGUAUUUGAAAACAAAAUAUUAUUUUAGACCAUUUUUUUUUUUUUUUGAAAACAAGAAAGGAAUGAAAAAUUUAAUCGAGAUAACGGAAAAUAAGAACUAUUUUUUUUUUUGAAAGUGGAAUUAAUUCUUGAUUUUAAAAUAAUGGUGUAAUAGAAAUUUACCCUGGCCCUCUACAAAUAAUAGCAGUAUCAAUGUAAAAAAUACUUCGUAGUUUAACUAUAAGUUUCAAUGAAGUAA
Leptopilina boulardi is the source of this 2796-nucleotide messenger RNA. RefSeq names its product 6-phosphofructo-2-kinase/fructose-2,6-bisphosphatase-like. Gene Ontology annotation, biological process: fructose metabolic process; fructose 2,6-bisphosphate metabolic process. The transcript is spliced from 6 exons. NCBI's taxonomy places the organism in Eukaryota, Metazoa, Arthropoda, Insecta, Hymenoptera, Figitidae. The record is from RefSeq and is a predicted model, not a curated record. Gene Ontology annotation, molecular function: fructose-2,6-bisphosphate 2-phosphatase activity; ATP binding; 6-phosphofructo-2-kinase activity. Gene Ontology annotation, cellular component: cytosol. The coding region runs from base 784 to 2376 and encodes 530 amino acids.